AGGCUUCAUGAGUCUUCAACUCACCGAAUAAUAGAAUGACGUAGGGCAUUACGUUUCGGAUGUAAUUUUUGUAGUCUUGCAGAAUGUAUAGUAGCCCUAUAAAUAGAACAGACCACAGGAGGUUCUGAAUCGAAGCUAACAAAACAUUUUCAAAAAUAUUUUGUAUUAACAACAAAACAACAUUUAUUAAUCAUAAACAUGCAAGGUCAAGAGGGACAAGUUUUUGCUUGCCACAGCGUCGAGCAGUGGAAUGAGCAGUUAGUUAAGGCCCAAGAAUCCAAGAAGCUGGUUGUGGUGGAUUUCACAGCUACAUGGUGCCCCCCUUGCCGUUUCAUUGCCCCGAUUUUCGAGGAAUUUGCCAAGAAGAUGAUUCAUGUUAUCUUUCUUAAGGUGGAUGUUGAUGAACUUCAGUCUAUUUCCGAAGAGUAUGAAGUGGAGGCAAUGCCAACCUUUGUGUUCAUCAAAGAAGGGGUGGUUGUCGACAGGGUUCUGGGUGCUAGGAAGGAUGACUUGCACAGCACCAUCGUUAAGCAUUCUGCUGUUACAACUGCAACUGCCUGAACUCGCGUCUUUCUGGAGAUGUAAACUUGUGCUUCUAAUUAUAUCUAUCCUGUUCAUCAUAAUGUAGCCAUGGAUUACACUAGUUUCCUGGCAUGGAGUGUUGUGUGUCUGUGUGAACCUUGUAAUAUUAUUGCUUCUUAACAAAGAAUUAUGCAGCAAGUGUUCGAUUAAUAAACUUAUAUUUUAUCUUAAAGAAUAACUGUUGGUUUUC
This is a messenger RNA of Daucus carota subsp. sativus, 772 nucleotides long. Its product is annotated as thioredoxin H-type 1. NCBI's taxonomy places the organism in Eukaryota, Viridiplantae, Streptophyta, Magnoliopsida, Apiales, Apiaceae. Bases 199 to 561 code for a protein of 120 amino acids. The transcript has 3 exons. The record is from RefSeq and is a predicted model, not a curated record.